AUGGCCAGCCAAAGUUUAUCUUUUGGAGAUCGAUUUGCAAGAAAGAUUCAACUUGAAUACCCAAAAGAACUUAUAAAUGAGUUAAGAGAAAUGGUAGCUAUAAAGAGUCCCUGUUUUAUCUAUGGUGAAUGUGGAAAGACUGUACUCAUCAAAAGCUGCUUUCCCGACGUUAAAGUUUAUGAUACCAGAGAAAUUCUAGAAACAAAGAAUAUUAGCGGAUUUUAUUCAAUUAGAAAUAACACCCUUGAAUACACUAAUGGCAUACUUAUUGAAGCUAUGCUUAAAGGGUAUAAAAUAUGUUUUAAGAACAUUGAUGCUAAUCUGAGUCUUUUACAAUACCUGAAACCGGUUAUAAGGAAUCGAAAAAUUGUAAAUUCGUUCGGAGAUGAUAUAUUUGCUAGUGAUGAUUUUAGAAUAUUCUUUACUUGUAAAGAACCACUUAAGGUAAAGAAUGUCAUCUUUAUUGGACCAAUCCGAUUUACUCUUGAAUCUACACUUGCUCUAUUUAAGGAUAUUUCUUGUAGUUUUGAGGUCCAUAAACCGCUUAGCUCUAUACUUCUCAACGUUCUUGAUUUUAUGCUAAAGAAUCGGAAUGAAAGAUGUCCAAGAAAUGAUGGGUUAGCGUGCAGUCAAAUAUGUUUGAAGGAUGAGCUUAAAUGUGACUGUCUCAAUAAUAAAACUAACUAUCUAUGUAGUAAGCAUUUUAGAAAGAUGCACGAAUUGAGUGAUAUUCUUCAUUUAGAAUAUGAAAAUGGAAAUGCGUUUCGUCUGGUUUGUAUCAGGGAAUGGUAA
Messenger RNA from Vittaforma corneae ATCC 50505, 792 nucleotides. RefSeq lists its product as uncharacterized. The record is from RefSeq and is a predicted model, not a curated record. The transcript has a single exon. The coding region runs from base 1 to 792 and encodes 263 amino acids. Lineage: Eukaryota; Fungi; Microsporidia; Nosematidae.